CCCCGCCCGCCACUACAGCAAGCGAAGGACUCCCAGAAUGCCUCCCAAAAAGGCCAAGGAGGAGGAGAAGAUCCUUCUGGGCCGUCCCGGAAACAACCUCAAGAGCGGAAUCGUUGGGCUGGCAAACGUUGGCAAGUCCACGCUCUUCCAGGCCAUUACAAAGUGCAACCUGGGGAAUCCUGCAAACUUUCCCUACGCCACCAUUGACCCUGAGGAGGCCCGUGUCAUCGUCCCUGAUGAGCGCUUCGACUGGCUGUGCGAGAAGUACCAGCCAAAGUCGCGGGUGCCUGCCAAUCUCACCGUCUAUGAUAUUGCUGGCUUGACCCGCGGUGCCUCAACAGGCGCCGGUCUCGGCAACGCUUUCCUCUCGCACAUUCGGGCCGUCGACGCCAUCUUCCAGGUUGUGCGGUGUUUCGAUGAUGCCGAGAUCAUCCACGUCGAGGGCGAUGUCGACCCGGUCCGCGAUCUCAACAUCAUCAGCGAAGAGUUGAGGCUUAAGGAUAUCGAGUUUGUCGAGAAGGCGCUCGAGAACCAGAAGAAGAAGACUCGCCAAGGUGGUCAGAGUCUGCAGAUGAAGCAAUGGAAGGAAGAGGAGGCUACAAUUGAAAAGGUCCUCGCGUGGCUCAAGGACGGCAAGGAUGUCCGCAAGGGGAACUGGAGUCCCAAAGAGGUCGAGACCAUCAACCCCUUGUUCCUCCUAACGGCGAAGCCCGUCGUCUUCCUCGUUAACCUCUCUGAGAAGGACUAUAUUAGGAAGAAGAACAAGCAUCUUCCCAAAAUCGUUGAAUGGGUUAACCAGAAUGCCGAAGGGGAUCCCAUUAUCCCCCUCUCUGUCUCAUUUGAGGAGCGGUUAACGCGGUUCGCGACCGAGGAGGAGGCCAAGGAGGAGUGCAAGAAGGUCGGCGCCGAUUCGGCGCUGCCCAAGAUCAUUAUCGCCAUGCGCAAGGCGCUGAACCUGGGGAGCUUCUUCACCACCGGCCCUGAUGAGGUCCGGCAAUGGACUAUUCGGAACGGUACCAAGGCGCCGCAAGCAGCCGGUGUCAUCCACAGUGAUUUCGAGAAGACCUUCAUCCAGGCCAUUGUGUAUAACUACAAGGUACUCAAAGAGCUUGGUGACGAGGCCGAGGUCAAGGCAAAAGGCAAGGUCCUGACCAAGGGCAAAGACUAUGUUGUCGAGGACGGUGACAUCCUGCUGAUAAAGGCAGGCGCUGCCAAGGGCUAGGUUACGCAAAAACAAUGAUAUGAGGUUCACGAGACAUGAUCGACUAUUGCAAGCUUGAGCUCGUGAAACCAUCCUAGAACUGGAGACUAACUUCAUCAGACCAUACGGACCAACGGCUGGGUCAAAGGCGCUGAGUGUGUCUUGUUGGUACUUGUUGGUAAGCUCUGAGAAUCCACGUACACCAAAUGGUUGUUGAGGAAUGUUGCAAACGGGCCUAGCCUACCUGACGCUUGGUGGAUUCCUAAGGUAUGAUGUGAUGUCAACAAUGGGCCAUUGACGAUUGGGAUAUGGGAUAUAGCACUCCGUUCUUGGAACAGAAGCCUCAGCAAGCAAUCCCUCCUGACAGUGUAGGGCCGUUUGUUUAUGGACAGCUGUUCUCUAGACAU
Canariomyces notabilis is the source of this 1608-nucleotide messenger RNA. RefSeq lists its product as uncharacterized. Lineage: Eukaryota; Fungi; Ascomycota; Sordariomycetes; Sordariales; Chaetomiaceae. The record is from RefSeq and is a predicted model, not a curated record. The transcript has 4 exons. Gene Ontology annotation, cellular component: cytoplasm. Gene Ontology annotation, molecular function: GTP binding; ATP binding; ATP hydrolysis activity. The coding region runs from base 38 to 1222 and encodes 394 amino acids.